Messenger RNA from Pecten maximus, 3615 nucleotides. RefSeq lists its product as uncharacterized. The transcript is spliced from 6 exons. Gene Ontology annotation, cellular component: membrane. The record is from RefSeq and is a predicted model, not a curated record. Lineage: Eukaryota; Metazoa; Mollusca; Bivalvia; Pectinida; Pectinidae. Bases 26 to 1648 code for a protein of 540 amino acids. Gene Ontology annotation, biological process: multicellular organism development; Notch signaling pathway.
CCUUUUAACAAGAAGUAUCUUUCGGAUGUGUAUAAUUCCAGAAUAUAAAAUGCAACAAAGGCAAAGUCGACAAUGUGCUAAAUUGGUUGUACUUUUUUUCGCUUGUUUGGUAAACGUUGCCUCACCGUAUGGCCAGUUUUAUGUUGGCUUUCUUGGUUUCGCUAAUCUGCAAAACCUGAACUACGCUGGCGAAUGCUGUGAUGGGCAGUUGACAGAAGCUGGCUGUUUGGACUUCUGUGAUCUCAUUUUUGAGGUUUCGGUGAAAGGCAUUGAUAGUGAUCCAUCAAAUGGGAAACGCCCUUCCGAACAUCCGAUAGACAACGACAAUGCCAUUCUCUUUCCAACAUCUUACGAAGGAGUCAUCAAUCCAAUUACCUUUGAUUUCCUUCGAUGGACAGGACAUGUCAACAUAACUGUCGAUGUGUAUGAUAUUGAUGACAAUGAUGCGACAUCACCAGAACUUGUCGACAAGUUCCAUUUUGGUUUUGGUCACGAUGAACCGUCCCUUGACUUCAUCUACAUGGAACAAACCGGACAGCGUGCAAGCAAUCCGUCAUUACUUCGGAUGGUUUUCCGGUAUGCCUGUUAUCCGUCCUAUUACGGACAAAACUGUUCCAUUGGCUGUCGAGAUUACCCUAACAACGAGGAAUGUCCAGACACUUCCUUCAACCAUCCCGGAGUCACAGACUGGAUAUCGACCACCACCACGAGGGGUACGACCGACAGACGUUGUGGAUUUACUCGAAAGCCACAAAGCUCCGGGAGUGGAAAUGACAGUGGAAGUCCAUCUAACCCAUGUGGGAAUAGCACGACGGUUACCACAGAGAGAACGACUACCGGAGUGAGAGAAAGUACAACAUUACAGGGGGAAGCUAUUGGGAAAAUGUCUUCUACAGCGGACACUACCAUCAUUCAUCAAUCCGAAACGACAGUAUCUUCGACUCCCAGCACCACAGCUCUUACUUUAUCAACAACAGAGGGAACUUCAUCAAACGGUCACUAUCCACUCUCAAAUAUUACUACAAAUGUACCUAUACUGGACACUUCCAAAACAACGAGUCCAACUUUAGUACAGAAUACAGACAUUUCGACUUCGGAAUAUUUGGAAAUCACUUUAAAACCAGAUAAUAACAUUAUACAUGGAGUAGAUUCCAGUACGGGGUCUCCAAUACAAGUUCUUCUAUCAACAACUAGCACAGAUAAUGGAUUACAAACUCACAAAGCUGAUGGAUUUUAUCAAGGAGCUUUUACUACAAGCACUCACAUCGGCAUUCAAAGUAGCACUGAAAGCCAAACUAAUAACACAGGGCAAAGCAAAAACAGUAGCGAUACCAACGAGGCCGAUAUAAGACACGUGACCCCUUUAAUAGAGCCCACAAUGGCUUUAGAGACAACAACCAGUUCGGGUUUGAACCCAACAAUGUCCCAUGAUCCAAUGGACUACUGGCCAGCUAUUGUUGGAGGUGUGCUUGGAGCUUUGGUCCUGGUGGCGAUUAUAACCUUCACACUCUACUACAGAAAGCAAAAGGCUCAACUAAAGCGACAGGAUAUAUACAACGUAAACCCAAAACGUUGGGCCCUCCAUCCGCCACUGGAAAACGGCACCACGGCAAAAUCAGAUGUAGCCUUAGAAACAGAGCAGGUUUAGACAAGAUAUGACGAUGUCGGGUACUUUCUGCCACCAGAAACACAACAGGUUGUGUUCAUUUUCAAAAGUGUUCACUGUAUUUUAUCACACAAGAGGCUUUAUGCUGGGAUUAUCCACUCACAUCAUGUGGUCCAGGAAACGCCAAGCCGGAUUUUUGGAGGACUAUCAUACAGACGGUCUAUAACACAUGUACAUUAUAUGUUCGUAGGAAACAGGGAUAUAAAUGUCAAGACAUGUGGAUUCAAAAUAGAUGUAUAGUGGGUGUCUUUCGGCUUCAUUGUACAUAUUGGUCACGGAAUGGUGUUACUGUAAGAAUGAUACCUAUCUAUGUGAGAUGUGUUCGAUAUGUUUCGAUAUAUUCUAAACCUGUGAGCGCUUAACCAUUCCGCCCUGUUUCCUGUAUCAUAUGAAUGACUGUAUCACACCUUCAGCAACUUGUAUUCUAUUUUUUUUUUUUUUGUAUAAUCUUGUUUGCAUCAUGCGAUCACUUAUUGUGCGAAGGUUGUGAGUGACGUCACAAAUAUUUCAUUUCAAUUUCGCAAAGCUGGACAUUCAUGAAACCAACAACAAAUUAAGUGUAUUACAUGUAAUUCACAACAUUAUGUUUAGUUAGCAGGUUACUUGAUGGUAGACAGUGACUUCUAGAUGGAGACAUUUAUUCACGACAACAUGUGUUUACAAUAUGGCUACAAACCUAACCGAGAACGAGGCUCUUCUAUAGUGUGUAUCAAUAUGCUACUAUGGACAGUAUAUCAGACCUAUAGUCAUUAUCAUUAAAGCUCUUACUAUAAGCUAAUGGAUAACACCACACAUUAUCUUUGACGAAAAGUAAGUUUCCCAAAGUGCUAUAUUUAUAAUAUAUGUUGCAUUUGCCUAUAAGUCGUUAGUAAACCAAAUUGUAUUGGUGAGUGGUCAGUGUAGGAAUACAGAUCCAGGUGAUGCAGGUUAAACAAUCAAUGACUACUAGUUACGUUCGCCCUAGUGAGUUUUCCAAUGUUAGCAUCUAGUCUCAUAAGCCACUACAUAGAAUAAAGUAACUUCUUUUGUAACGACUUAGAUUUUAUUUUAAAAGAUGUGUCGUCAAAUGUACAGGGAUUCGUUUCCGAAUUUUGAGAAAUGCAAGACAUAACAACAUUAAAAGUCCAGCGUUUAUAAAAAGUCUUGUAAAAAAUCGGGAAUGUCGACAUAGUUUCCGGAUGUGUAUGCAUACUGGUUUAGGGCCGUAGUUAUUCACUAAUAUAAAAGGCCAAUCUUACUCCAAAACCCAGCCCCUAUGAAGUUAUCUAAGUUAGCCUCACUGAUCUGAUCGGUUAGAAAUUAAAUCUGUUUCCAACGAAAUAUCUUUGGAAUAGUUUUCUUCUUAUGUCAAGAUGACUUUUAUUUAGAAUGUAAGAGCUGAUUUUCUCCUGAAAAUAACGUUAAUCCAUUCGAUUGAAACAUGAGUGUAUCCAGGGAAACAGUCGUAUCUACCCGGUAACCAUUUAACACCCCCAUCACUUCUAAUUCAUGCCGGUAUAUCAUGGCGCAUACAAACGGCUUUAACUUUGAAAAAUCAAAAAUUUUGCAACUGUGAACAAUUUUACGACAUCUACACACGUAUACGAUAUAACUUUGUUCAAAAAACGUUGUAUGUGUUUGUUAUCAAUAACGACAUUCUAUUGAUCUGUCACCCAUAUUGUAUUCAUAUCGAAUUUAUCCUACCAUCUGGUAACAGUUUGAUGCUUAAAUAUAAGUUAUAUAUUAGUUUUGUACAUCAUAUUAACAAUUUAUGAUUACAUGUUUUACUGAAAUAAUUUUAUUUUUAUUUUCAUGUGAAGAGCGUUCUGUAGAGUUGUAUAUAUUUGUAUACAUUAUAUGUUGUUUCGGGAAAUUCUAUGAAUAUCCUGUUACAUUUUAUUUCAGAUGCAAUGAAUUAUAUAUUAUACAUGUACGUAUAAAAGUGUUUGAAUAAAAAAUUGCUACGUUAA